AUGGUCCGCUCGCGUGUUCUUUCGUUUAUCUCGGCCUUCGGCCUGCCAAAAGGCGACCAAGCGACAACCUCCAAAGGAGGUGCCAGCACUUCUUCUUCUUCUUCACCAGUACCCGUCUCGAACAAUCGAACGAAACUCGCAAAGAACAAUACCGCUCCGCCAGGCGAUUCUUCUUUUUCUCAGCACGGCCCCGUACCAUGGUCCAAUUCAGAUCGACCGAGCCUCACGCGACCAGCGUCUAUGGCCUUCACCUACCAACCUCGACAGACAGAAAUCGAACAUGAUACGCUCCCAGAGCUAUUGCCCAUCUUUACAUUCAUGAACAGUCAUUCGAACAAGCUGUACCAAGAAGGAUACUUCCUCAAGCUAAACGACCUAGACACCCAGGGCCGGCCUAGUGCGGAUCGAAAAUGGGUUGAAUGUUUUGCACAACUUGUGGGGACUGUACUUUCGAUCUGGGAUUCCGCUGCGCUGGACGCAGCAGGUGGCGAACAAGAAGUAACUCCUACUUUCAUCAACCUUGCGGAUGCCUCGAUUAAAAUGCUCGAGAGCCUGCCCACAUAUACAAAGGCCAAAUCUUUACAAAAUGUCCUGAGUGUCUCGACGGCAGGCAGAAAUCGCUAUCUUUUCCAUUUCAAUUCCUUUCAUUCCCUUACUCAAUGGACUGCCAGUAUUCGACUUGCCUUGUUCGAGCAUAGAUCUUUGCUCGAAGCUUACACAGGCUCUAUCAUCGCUGGCAAAGGCAGAGAAUUGAACAAUAUCCGAAGGAUCAUGGAGCGCUCUCGGUACAAGUAUGAGGAUUGGGCAAGAGUCAGAUUUGGUGCUGGGACACCAUGGAGACGUUGUUGGUUUGUUGUGACACCACCAAGCGACAAAGAUUAUCAGAAAUUGCACAAAUCCUCCAAGAAAAAGUCAGUAUAUGAUCGUACCACGCCGAUCUUGACCGGUGAAAUCAGGUUUUACGACACAAAGAAAACAAAAAAGGCAAAGCCGAUUGCAACAGUCACUAAUGCUUAUGCCGCCUUUGCCAUUUACCCUCAAUCGAAGCUCCUGAUAGACCAGUCUACCUUGGUUAAAAUAGAGGGAAACAUAACCAUGAAUUCACAGCCUCAAUCCACAACGGAAGGGUUCGUUUUCAUCAUGCCAGAACUUCACCCAGCUGUGUCCGGCCUCGAGAUUAUGUUACGGUUCCUCUUUCCGGUAUUUGACACGUUUGGACUUUAUGGACGACCAACUCGACUCAUUGCAGACACAAACAAUUCAAAGAGUUUGAUGUUCGCUUUUCCCAAAUCACGACAUUAUGGCUAUCUGGACGUGCUUGAUGUCGUAAACCUCAUCAACAAAUCCGGCAGCCAAGGUUGGUCUGAGAGAGACUGGAGGGCGCAACUUAGGGAAGCAACUGGGCAGCGCAUGUCUACUGUGAACAGCCCAGCGAGCAGCAUUAGUGGUGGCCGACAGCAUCUCUGGUCCAGUUUACCUAACCGCCACACCAAAACUCGAUUUCAGGAACCUUCUCAACCUCUUUCUGCAGGCUUCAACCAGUCCUCUGAUGCUAUCAUUGAAACUCCUGUCUCAAUCACCGAAUCUCCUGUUUUCGAUUCAGCACAACCUUAUGGACAUUUUCGAGCAAUAUCGGACACUGGUGCCCUCCACACUACUAGUCCAGGAAAAACCUAUGCUACCACGAGACUGUCAGUUCUGGAAACACCUCCUGAGCCUCCUGUUCAUGGCAUUACUUCCUCGUUAUCAGAAGAUCGCCCUGAAACUCGCCAAUCUAGUAGCGGAAGUGGCUCUGAUGGUGAAAUGCAGCUACAUGAUGUACCUCAGUCAGUCCAUGAUUUCCACCCGAACGAACCUCCUGCACCUGUUGCUGCACCGCCGGCCUUUGCGCAUCAACCAGGGGAAGUUCCUGCUAGCCGACCGAAAACUUCGCAGGAGAUGCGAAAGGCUAACAACCGUAUGUCUAGCGCAACACUAGCACAGUUAGCUGAUGUGAGCAAAAUGCGGAUCGCCGCGGCCGGGUUCUCGGAUAUUCAAGAGAGCCCGUAUUCAGAGGAGCUGGAUUCACAAUUGGAAAUGAACCAAGGCUCUUCGGGCGAUUCGUAUGCGUACGCCGACCAAGAACAAGCACCGGCCGUGCCAGUACAUGCUGAUACACGCAGUAACCGACUUCAACAACCUGCUCCGCAGCGGGCUAUUCAGGCAACGCCAAGUCUCCGCAUCGAUACGUCCAAAGUUACGAAAAGGAAACCUGUGCCUCCCCAGGCAGUUUCCCCCUCUGCAUAUUCCGUAGAAACCAGUGGAAGAACCGACUUUAAUCCCCAAGAGGAUCCGGUAUCUGCGUUGACUGAUCCGAGCAUGAGAGACUUGCAGCACACUGUUGAUGAGGCAGCUUUGAGCAGAAUAUUGCCCCGUCAGAUAUCUUUUCUACAUGAAAGGACCAUGACUCAAAAUUCUAGGCCUGAUGACGAGAGCAUUUACGAUGAGAGGUCAAUUUCUCCUGACUAUGCAAGCACGCGCAAGUCAACAGACACGAAGCGCUCGGAAGUCUCUAUUCCUCGCCCGAGAAUGGGUGUCUUGAAGACAGUGGGAGAUGCACCUCCAAGCAAACAGGAAGUUACAAUUGGGGAUGCUCAUUACUUUGCUAAUGAGCAACUACCAAAGGAAAAUCCCGAUAUCCCAACUAUUGACUUUGGACCGACGUUGAUUCAUAGUUUGCACACACGAGGUCCUAGUAUGUCUGAUAUGUUGAACAACGACCCUAACUCAGCUGCUCGCCGUGUUGGUGGAGAAGGCCAUGCUCGAAAGCCGUCACGUUCUCCUGCUGGGGAUGAAAAGCGCAGAAGCGUUGUUUGGCAGCCGGGUCUAGCAAGCUAUCGUCCAGAGUCUCCCGCAAAUCGCGCCAUGACACCUGAGCAGUUCGUCCAUCAACGGUCCAGUUCUAACUCUCGACCGUUAGAUUAUCCAAUUGCUAGCCAGGGUGCCAGGCCGCGUUCAGGUGGUGACUGGCCGUUGGGAGCUUCCCAACUGCAUGCAGGUCAAGACUUGCCUCCUCGUUCCCAGUCUCGAGGCUCUACGAUGUUGUUGAACCAGAAUGACAUGCCCAUUCGUCCUCAUUCACGAGGUUCCACCAUGUUACUUAACCAAAAUGAUAUGUCCGUUCGUCCUCAGUCGCGUGGCUCUGCCGCCUUGUUGAGUCAGAAUGAUAUAUCUUCUCAUCUAUCCGCUAGAGAACAGGAGCACAUCGCUCGCAUGACUGGUUCGGCUUUUUUCAACUUCUCUCAUAAUAAUUCGAAGCCGGCUGUUAGUUCUGGCGGUCUCAUUGGGGCCAUUGACGCUCGGGAGAGAGAAAAGCAAUACAUGAAGGAGGGUCUUAGCAAUCAGCUCGUGCAAACCGCUAUUGCACAACGCCAACAACAGCAAAUAUACGAGGCGCAGCAGAUGCAACACUCCGGAGUUGGCAGUAUCUACAACAUGCCGGGCGCAAGCUACACUUGGGAUAAUCUGAAUCAUAACGCUUUCAAUCAGGCGCACAUGGUUCCUCGUCCCGCGACAAGUUCAGACUGGCAUGUGUGGAACGGGCCUGUGGCAUCUCAAACGCCACCUCCAGCGACUCAGCAGCCUAAUCACUAUUUCCAAAGCUAUCAGAAUUAUUAA
This is a messenger RNA of Talaromyces atroroseus, 3657 nucleotides long. RefSeq lists its product as hypothetical. The record is from RefSeq and is a predicted model, not a curated record. The transcript is spliced from 4 exons. NCBI's taxonomy places the organism in Eukaryota, Fungi, Ascomycota, Eurotiomycetes, Eurotiales, Trichocomaceae. The coding region runs from base 1 to 3657 and encodes 1218 amino acids.